Rhipicephalus microplus (southern cattle tick) is the source of this 825-nucleotide messenger RNA. RefSeq lists its product as uncharacterized. The record is from RefSeq and is a predicted model, not a curated record. Gene Ontology annotation, molecular function: sequence-specific DNA binding. Lineage: Eukaryota; Metazoa; Arthropoda; Arachnida; Ixodida; Ixodidae.
ACGACUGUUUGGGAUUUGAAAAUCUCGACUCGUGCCGCUCGUGCGUGAGUUCUCUGUUCUCUAGUGAAUCGCCCGUGCAGCGCCGUGGGUCUGUAAACCCAACGACUGGUGACACGAAAAGCGGCGACUUCGGGUGCCUCCGCGAAACAGAGCAGCCGGCGAACGGAGUGGCUGUGACGUGUGGGACUCCCCGAGUCCGAUUCGCGCCAAAAAUCAGUGCGUUUGCGGUCGCCUCUUCACGCCGGAUGAUUACAACCACGAUUCCGGAUUGACGCAGCGACCAUCGGCGCCCCCACGAUUACAACUUUCCCAAAUCUUGAGGCACUGCCGUUUCUGUUCCGUCCCGACCCCAAGGAAUCUGUGAAGACACUCAUGAAUAAACGUGCCUUCUUGGCUACGGGAAAAAGGACAGCUGCCCAGGCAGCGCCGCGGCCCAAUUCUGUUGCUCCACGGAAAAGAACAGCCGCCCAGGCAGCACCACGGCCCAAUUCUGUUGGUGUCAAGAAACGCGCCUGCGCCGUCGUUGGCUGCGAGCCCAGCUGUUGGCGACAAGAUAAGCGGCACCAUAAAGUGCCUGUACAACAGGGCAGCAGGCGGACGGAGUGGCUGCGCCGCAUCGGACUCUCAGUGUUCGAGCCGCGCCUGAAUUUGCGGGUUUGCGGCCGUCACUUCAAGCUGGAAGAUUACAGCCAUAAUUUUGAGUUGAUGGAGCGAUUGGGCACCGCCACGAUUAAACCUACUCUUAAUCCUGGGGCACUGCCGUGUCGGUUCCUGCCUGACCCUCAGGACAUGUGUUUGGGCAAGUUUGCGUCUCCGUUUCUUUAG